AAAAUGGGGUCCCCAGCUGGGAGGUCCCCAGGACUUAUCCCAAGACUUUACACACAAUUAGACUUUUACAUUGAAACGAUUUUGGGCCUACUUUGGGGCCAGCUUUCCAACAAGAACCUUACAGAACUCUCAGAGUUCCCCCAAGCACACUGCCUGACCCCGCCUAAAUCUCAGCCGAAGCACCAUUCAACCCACCUCAAUAUAUUGCCCUCAAAGCUUGCACAGCUGUAAGCUCCAUUCUACUCGAACAUACCUUUAAGGAUCAUCUCAGAUACAAUGGUGGGACUUCUUCAGCUUCCCAACGAGGUGCUGGCUUUCAUAUUUGACGGGCUAGACGCCCAAGGCUUCUCCGCCCUCCGGUUGACGUCCAAGUAUGCAAAAUUCGCUACGUUACCAGCUUUCAUCCGCCGGUACUUCCAGACCCGCUACAUAAUGCUCUCGAGGCUCAGCCUCGAAAACCUCGCGGAGAUUGCGCGGCAUCCAGACUUCAGUCCUGCUGUGAGAACACUAGAACUCUGUACGGAUCAUUUCGUGCAGUUCCCGGAACUAGACUUUCAUAUUACACGGCAUGAAGGCGACAUAUUACUGGCUAUACAAGAAGGUCGAUCCCCUGCCGCAUCUUUAGUGGGUAGCAUAGAUGAUGCACACUCAUCCGGCGAGGAGGAGGACCAAAGCCCUGGAGAGGAAGGUCGGGGGACCGAUGAAGGGAUUCUCUCGCCUCAAGACUCGUAUAAGGCGCCUUUGGAUAAAGUGGCUUAUACGUCACUGUGGGAAGAGCAGAAACACAUAAUGACCGGCCUUGCGCAGGCCUACAUUACGCAGGCGCUGAUUUCUUUUACCAACAUCGAGGCUGUCGUCAUUAGCAACAUGCACCGGCCCUGGGGUGCAGUAGCGCAUAGCCGACAAACAGGUCUACCGCCAACAAACGCCAUAAACGAUUAUGAGGAGGUUCCGUUUGUGGGCCAAGUCCUUCGCAUCACCCUUACAGCCAUCGUUACGAGUGGUGCCGCUCUUAGUAGCCUUGCCAUUACAACUGGCCUCUCUGAGGAUGCGAUUGUACCAGACAUUCUCAGACCCUCGGAGUCGCAUUUCCAAUACUAUAAAAACCUCCCUCUAAGCCUCACGGAGCUCACACUAGCUGUAUCCGCCGAGGCAACGAGGGGCGCUGAGAACCGAUGGGCGGACGACUUAUCAGCAUUUAUUGGUGUGUUUCAACAACUCACACAACUGGAUCUGAUCAUCAAACCCGUCAUUUUCGGCCCACACGUUAACCGGUUAGAACAGCUCGCACCGAAGCUUCAACUACCGAAUCUACAAUGCCUAGGGCUCCAUUUGGUAGAUUGUAGCGUACAGGGUAUUGCAGCCUUUAUCUGGAGGCACAAAGCAACACUCCAAAGCGUUACUUUGGUCCGAGUAGGGGUUUUUGGUGGAAUUAGCCACUGGAGGUCUUUGUUCGCUCUAAUUCGUGAUAAUCUCCCAAGCCUUGAGUUCUCCAUAGAACAAUGCACUGCACGGGGGCUUGCCCUAUUGUGCCCAGUGGAACACGAAAAUGGAGAGGAACUUGAAGAUUGUUUUGAUGUCGGGGGCAGUCACGAAGCCUGGACGACGGCAAUCCAGGCGAUAAAAACAAGAUAGAUAUAUUGCAAGGAUCGUCUGGCUAGUUAAAGUUUCAGAGUCUAUUGCCAGCGGCACUAUUGCCCUUGCAAAAGGCGUGACGUUUUACCUACAACAUCCGUUGGCCGUCCUCCUCAGCCAGUUUUCUGAGUCCCUCGUAAUCCACUUAUUGUCCGAGCCUAUACCAUAGUCUUGGCGAUACGGGGUUUUCGGGUCGCUUGACCAGGAGGUAAUAAAGUUCGAGGAAUUGACAUAAUCG
This is a messenger RNA of Lasiosphaeria miniovina, 1873 nucleotides long. RefSeq lists its product as uncharacterized. The record is from RefSeq and is a predicted model, not a curated record. NCBI's taxonomy places the organism in Eukaryota, Fungi, Ascomycota, Sordariomycetes, Sordariales, Lasiosphaeriaceae. The coding region runs from base 277 to 1635 and encodes 452 amino acids. The transcript has a single exon. Gene Ontology annotation, molecular function: protein binding.